This is a messenger RNA of Gossypium raimondii (Peruvian cotton), 3297 nucleotides long. Its product is annotated as homeobox-leucine zipper protein ANTHOCYANINLESS 2. Lineage: Eukaryota; Viridiplantae; Streptophyta; Magnoliopsida; Malvales; Malvaceae. Bases 505 to 2919 code for a protein of 804 amino acids. Gene Ontology annotation, molecular function: DNA-binding transcription factor activity, RNA polymerase II-specific; lipid binding; DNA binding. The record is from RefSeq and is a predicted model, not a curated record. Gene Ontology annotation, biological process: regulation of DNA-templated transcription. The transcript is spliced from 9 exons.
GUGAAGCAUGCAAAGAAAACGAGCAAAAGAUAAACACAUGAUAUCAUCAUCACAAAACUCCUUUGCUAAAAUUAGGGUUCUUUCAUUUAAAGCUUUCUUCUUCGAAAAAUCCCCCACAACCCAACUGGUUUUUUUUUCCCUCUAAAAGCUUGGGUUUUUUUUUUUUGAAAGAGAAAGAGAGAGGGAUUGAGAAUUAAGGGCUAAGCAUUAAACCACCAAAAAAAAAAGAGGGUUUUUUUUGGCUUGCCUUGUUUCUCUUUCUUUCUCUCCAUGAAAAAUUACUUGAUUUUGUUCAAAUUUUGUGUUUUUCUUUUUAAUGUAUAUGUUAGUUUGCAAAUUUUGGGUUUUUUUAUGGUAAGUGUAGAGAAAGUGUUUGUAAAGUUGUAGAAGAAAAAAAAAAGUUAAGAGUGGUUUUGAAAGUUUGAUACUUUGAUAGAUACAUAAAUAAUAAUAAAUAAAUUCUUUUACAUUUUAAAAAAAAGGGGACUUUUUUUUUAAUUUUUGAUGAAUUUUGGGGGGUUUAUAGAUGAUAGUUCUGGUCCUAAUGAAGGUCUUGGUGGUGCAAGAAUAGUUGCAGACGUACCUUAUAACACCACCACCAUGCCUACUGGUGUUUUCUCUCAACCCCGCCUUGUUUCUUCUUCAAUUCCUAAGAACAUGUUCAACUCACCAGGCCUUUCUCUUGCUCUUCAGCAACCCAAUAUAGAUAAUCAAGGAGAUGAGACUAGAUUAGGUGAGAAUUUUGAAGGAAGUAUUGGGAGAAGAAGCAGAGAAGAAGAACAUGAAAGUAGAUCUGGGAGUGAUAAUAUGGAUGGUGGUUCCGGUGAUGAUCAUGACCCCACCACCGCGGCAGGUGAUAAACCGCCGAGGAAAAAGAGAUACCACCGUCAUACACCUCAACAAAUCCAAGAGCUUGAAGCUCUCUUUAAGGAGUGUCCUCAUCCAGAUGAAAAACAGAGAUUAGAGCUUAGUAAAAGGCUUUGUUUAGAAACCAGACAAGUUAAGUUUUGGUUCCAAAACAGGCGUACUCAAAUGAAGACACAAUUAGAGCGACAUGAGAACUCAUUGUUGAGACAGGAGAAUGAUAAGCUUAGAGCUGAAAACAUGUCUAUAAGAGAUGCAAUGAGGAAUCCUAUAUGUACUAAUUGUGGUGGUCCGGCUAUUAUUGGUGAUAUGUCACUUGAAGAACAACAUCUUAGAAUCGAAAAUGCUCGUCUAAAAGAUGAAUUGGAUCGUGUUUGUGCACUUGCUGGUAAGUUUUUAGGUCGUCCAAUUACAGGACCUCCAUUACCAAACUCAAGUUUAGAGCUUGGUGUUGGCACCAAUGGUACUUUUGGAACCACUAUGGCUACUACUACAACAUUGCCUUUAGGACAUGAUGCUUUACCAACAAUGGUUGUUCCUAGUAAUAGACCGGCAACAACACUCGAUCGAUCGAUGUUUUUGGAACUUGCUUUGGCUGCCAUGGAUGAACUUGUUAAGAUGGCACAAACUGAUGAGCCAUUAUGGAUUAAGAACAUAGAAGGUGGAAGAGAAAUGUUGAACCAUGAUGAGUAUUUAAGGACAUUUACACCUUGUAUUGGUUUAAAACCAAAUGGUUUUGUCACUGAAGCGUCAAGGGAGACUGGUGUAGUGAUUAUCAACAGUCUAGCCCUUGUUGAAACAUUAAUGGACUCGAAUCGUUGGGCAGAGAUGUUUCAUUGUAUGAUUGCUAGAACAUCAACAACUGAUGUGAUAUCUAAUGGCAUGGGAGGAACCAGAAAUGGUGCACUUCAACUUAUGAAUGCUGAGCUUCAAAUCCUUUCACCUUUAGUUCCUGUUCGUGAAGUAAGUUUCUUAAGGUUCUGUAAACAACAUGCUGAAGGUGUUUGGGCUGUGGUUGAUGUAUCCAUUGAUACUAUCAAAGAAAGUACUACAUUUGUUACCUGUAGGAGACUUCCUUCUGGUUGUGUUGUUCAAGAUAUGCCUAAUGGUUACUCCAAGGUUAUAUGGGUUGAACAUGCUGAAUAUGAUGAGAGCCAAGUUCAUCAACUAUACCGGCCUUUACUAAGUUCCGGCGUGGGCUUCGGUGCCCAACGGUGGGUGGCGACCCUUCAACGGCAAUGCGAAUGCCUUGCCAUACUCAUGUCCUCCACCGUUCCCACUAGAGACCACACCGCUAUAACUGCGAGUGGGAGACGGAGCAUGUUAAAGCUAGCUCAACGGAUGACAGAUAACUUCUGUGCCGGGGUUUGUGCAUCGACGGUUCAUAAAUGGAACAAGCUUAACGCCGGGAAUGUAGACGAAGACGUUAGGGUUAUGACUAGGAAAAGCAUUGACGACCCCGGCGAACCGCCAGGGAUCGUACUAAGCGCCGCCACUUCGGUUUGGUUGCCGGUGUCACCGCAACGGCUUUUCGAUUUCCUACGCGACGAACGGUUGAGGAGCGAGUGGGACAUAUUGUCAAAUGGCGGACCUAUGCAAGAGAUGGCACACAUUGCCAAAGGCCAAGAUCAUGGCAAUUGCGUUUCCCUCCUGCGUGCCAGUGCCAUGAACGCAAAUCAGAGCAGCAUGUUGAUAUUGCAGGAAACAUGCAUAGACGCAGCAGGGUCGCUUGUAGUGUACGCGCCAGUUGAUAUUCCAGCCAUGCACGUUGUCAUGAACGGUGGUGAUUCCGCUUACGUCGCACUUUUACCUUCGGGAUUCGCCAUUGUCCCGGACGGUCCUGGGUCUCAUGGACCUAUCUCUAACGGACAUGUUAACGGAAACACCGGCGGAGGGUCGUCGAGAGUCGGUGGAUCGCUUCUCACGGUAGCUUUUCAAAUAUUGGUAAACAGUUUACCAACGGCUAAACUGACCGUCGAAUCGGUUGAAACGGUUAAUAAUCUGAUUUCGUGUACUGUCCAAAAGAUCAAAGCUGCCCUUCAAUGCGAAAGUUGAUGACUCAGUGAGUUGGGUAAUUUUAGUUAUUAAUAUAGGUUUUGGUUGUGGUUAAAGAGUGCGACUCAGUAAGUUGGGACGAGUGGGGGUAUUGAGUCAAGAACGAACCGCGCGUGGAGAAUUAUUGUAUGGUGAUGAUCAAAGGGACAAGGGUGGUGGUUCGGGUAUUGACUCAGGUCGACCCUUUGAGUUGGCUCGCCGGGACCAGAAAAGAAAGUCAAAACUCAAACUGCGUCGUAUUUGGUGUACUAAUCCAAUUUCUCUUUCCCUAGGGAUUUAAUGUCAAUGAACAUUAUUGUAUUGAGUUGUCACUUUCUUUUUAGGGGUUUGGCUUUUGGGAACUUACUAAUUUAAUAUAUUAAUUCAUACUUCAAUCUA